AAAGGAACAGAUCAGUGUUUUCAAUGUAUUGCACCAUUCUUGGACAAAGACAAGAAAUAAGCACUGAUACAUGUGUAGAUGUGUAGAUUAUUGUGGCUUAUUUAGAUGUUUUACCAUAACUUCUGUUCUUAUAGAGGCACCUAAACCUCGUCUGACUGUUCAGACUGAAACAUCACAGAUAUUCAGAGGAAAGACUGUCACUCUCACAUGUGACAUACAGGGGGAAGGUUGGAGAUACACAUGGCAGUGUGGAGAUGAACAGCACAACUCUGAUGAGGAAGAGUUCAAGAUCACUGUACAGUUCAAACAGUCAUGCAAGUGUAAAGGCUGCAGAGAAUCAUUCUGCUCUGAAUGGAGUGAUGCUGAGACUCUGAAUGUUUCAGUGAUAGAUGAUGACUCAGGGUUGUAUCAUGAAAUAUUUACAGACAAGCCCAGUGUAACUGUAAAGCCCCAGAGUUCAGUGUUCACUGGAGACACAGUUACUCUGAUCUGUGAUGUGAGACGGUCAACUGAACGGACAAUUUACUGGUACAAAAACUUUAAGAGAAUAAAAGCUGGCUCUGAAACAGAAACACUGAGAAAAGUGAGAGUCUCUGAUGGAGGAAGAUAUGCGUGUUCUGUGGAAAGAGAGACCACACAAAGUCAAGGAGUCAUGCUAACAGUAGAAGAGAGACCCAAGCCUGUAGUGCGUGUCCAGCCUGAUGGACGUGUGUUCAGAGGACAGACAGUCACUCUCACAUGUGACAUACAGGACACAGACGUCACCAACUGGAGCUACAGCUGGAAUAAAGAUGAUUCAGAGAUUCAUGUCAGUCAAUCUCAGGAAUACCGAAUCAGUUCUGUUAGUGAAUCUCACACAGGUAAUUACAGCUGUACUGGAAGAGAAACAGGAGGAUCACGGUAUUCACACACCAGUGAGAAAGUUACACUGACCGUAUCAGAGGCACCUAAACCUCGUCUGACUGUUCAGACUGAAACAUCACAGAUAUUCAGAGGAGAGACUGUCACUCUCACAUGUGAUAUACAGGGGGAAGAUUGGACAUACACAUGGCAGUGUGGAGAUAAACAGCAAAACUCUGAUGAUGAAGAGUUCAAGAUCACUGUACAGUUCAAACAGUCAUGCAAGUGUAAAGGCUGCAGAGAAUCAUUCUGCUCUGAAUGGAGUGAUGCUGAGACUCUGACUGAUUCGUGUGGGUGA
This is a messenger RNA of Cyprinus carpio (common carp), 1198 nucleotides long. RefSeq names its product neural cell adhesion molecule 1-like. Gene Ontology annotation, molecular function: transmembrane signaling receptor activity. Gene Ontology annotation, biological process: cell surface receptor signaling pathway. The record is from RefSeq and is a predicted model, not a curated record. The transcript has 4 exons. The coding region runs from base 71 to 1198 and encodes 375 amino acids. NCBI's taxonomy places the organism in Eukaryota, Metazoa, Chordata, Actinopteri, Cypriniformes, Cyprinidae.